This is a messenger RNA of Rhagoletis zephyria (snowberry fruit fly), 1044 nucleotides long. The record is from RefSeq and is a predicted model, not a curated record. NCBI's taxonomy places the organism in Eukaryota, Metazoa, Arthropoda, Insecta, Diptera, Tephritidae.
AUGGCCCCUGUUUCGUACACUGCUGCACCGAAUUUAGCUAGUCAGCAGAAGUUGAAGGUGGCCGUCGUCGGCGGCGGCGUCAUUGGCGUUUGCUCAGCCCUAGCCCUUCAGCAGGAGUUUCCCACAGCCGAGGUGACCAUUUUCUCUGAGAAAUGGAGCCCCCAAACAACGGGUGACGUGAGCGCCGGCUUCAUCUAUCCGUACGCCGUUGGCGAGCAGACGCCACCCUGUCUGCUGAAGCGGACACUCGCCGACACUGUACAGUUCUACGAGCGGUUGAUUCGCAAUCCAGAGAGCGGCAAGUUUGGUCUCUCCCUGCUGACCAUGUACGACCUGAGCAAGGAGGCGACCAUGGCGGUGCCCAGCCUGCCCGAACUGUACGACGUGCGGCCAAUGGAAGGCGCCGAGGUGGCGAAGAUGUUUCCCGGAUACCGGUCCGGAGUGGUGGCCACGACGUACAUCGCCGAGCCGACGCUGCUGUUGCCCUUUCUCAUGGGCAAAUUUGAGGGCGCCGGGGGUCGACUGGUGACGCGAAAAAUCACUGCUUUAGGUCAACUGACGGGCGACCAUGAUCUGGUGGUGAACUGCAGCGGACUGGGAGCGCGCUACCUCGCCGACGUCCAGGACCUGAGCGUUGAGGCGGUCAGAGGUCAGGUGGUGCGCGUCCGGGCGCCCUGGAUCCGUCACGCCGUCAUGGCCGGCCCCUCCUACAUUCUGCCCAACCGAGACUGCGUCAUUCUGGGCGGCACGAAGGAGCUGGCCAACUACAACCUUAGCCCCGAUCCGGCCACGGCGGAGCUCAUUCUGCGCGACUGCGCCCAGGUGGUGCCCUCGCUGCUGGCGGCGGAGAAGAUUGGCGACUUUGUGGGGCUGCGUCCCUAUCGGCCCUCGUUGAGAAUUGAGGCGGACGCCCGCAACCGGAAAGUGAUUCACAACUACGGACACGGCGGGUCGGGGGUGACGCUGUGCUGGGGCUCGGCGCUGGAGGUGGUCAAGCUGGCUAAGAAGGCUCUGGGUGGCAAAGGAAUGAAAUCUAAACUGUAA